UGUAUUUAAGGCUUGAGUCACAAAGAAAGCACAAAGCUGACCCGCAGAGCCUGACAGGAAAUGGAUGUAACAGUGAUUUUUACACUGUUGUUAAUCUGCUCUCUUACUGAGGCUCAGCUUCAACAACAACCUGAUCCUGACUCAAAUUCAUAUUUGAAGCCAGCAGGUUCCCAUGUAGAAGCAGGAAAUCCCUCAGAGCACCAACAAACAUGUACACAGGACAUCAAUGCUGUACUGAGAGAGAUGAGCGCCUCGCUGGCUGGACUGAAGGUGGAGGUGAAGUACUUACAGAAAGAAAAUGAAGCUAAAACACGAGAACUGGAGCUGCAGAAGCAACAGGACCAAGCAAAUAAAAAAGAACUGGAGCUGCUGAAACAACAGGACCAAGCAAAAGAAAAAGAACUGGAGUUACAAAAGAGAGAGCUGGACAAGUUGAAGCAACAGGACCAAGCUCAUGAAGGAGAACUGAUCACCAUUAAAGCCUCCGCAAACAUCACUAAAAACCAAGUGGAGGCUCUGAGGAGAGAAGGAGAAGUGAAACAAGUGGCUUUCUCAGCCUCUCUGAUGGACUCAGGCCAUGGAGAUGUUGGACCUUUUAAUGCAAAAACAACUCUGGUCUUCAGACAUGUUGUUACUAAUAUUGGAAAUGCCUACAACCCAAAUACAGGCAAGACAAAAGAAUUGGAGUUGCAAAAGAGUGAGCUGGACAAGUUAAAGCAACAAGACCAAGUGAAACAAGUGGCUUUCUCAGCAUCUCUGGUGGAAUCAGGCUCAGUUAAGUUUGGACCUUUUAAUGCACCAACACCUCUGGUCUUCAGACAUGUUGUUACUAAUAUUGGAAAUGCCUACAAUCCAAAUACAGGUUUCUUCAUCACACCUGUGAGAGGAGUCUAUCACUUUGAGUUCCACAUUCAAGGACCGGGACAUGCUUCACAUGGUUCAGGAGCUGUGCUGUUUAAGAAUGGAGAACAUAUCUUUAUUGCAUACGGGCAUCAAUCUUCUCACCAUGUUAAUGCUGCCAAUGGUGUCACACUGCUGCUGGAGGUUGGAGAUGUUGUGUUUCUGCGUCAGAGCGCAGACACAAUCAUUCAUGACAGUUAUAAUCAUCACAACACCUUCAGUGGUCACCUGAUUUUCACCGUGUGAGCAACAGCUUUUUAGAACAAAGAUUCAUAGAUCAUUUCAGACAAUCAGUCAAUUUCUACAUAUUCAUCAUUUACUCCCCUUACCACAGAAGUUGACAGCCACAUUUCUGAUGAACUAGUUUAUUUAAUCCAAAACAGACAAAUUAGCAGUAAAUCAAAUUAGCUGAACUUGCCAUAUCUUUUUAUUUUUUACCUUGUAAAGUUUAAAAAAAAAUUAUUGACACUGAUCUUCUGCAGCUCAAUUUGCAGAACCUACUGUAUGUGCUUGUUUUAAAGGGAUGUUAUCCAGUUGGGCUUGCUUUUAGCACCCCUAGUGUCUGUUUGUAGAAGCAAAACCAAAACCUAUCUCCUCUCUGUGCGUUUGUCUUUUUAACACCUUGGUCUAACAGCUGAAACAUCUCCCAGCGUUCCUAACUGCCUAGUCUCACAGGAAGAAGAUAGGAAUCACAAAAUAUAAAAGAAAAAAUAUAUAUAUAAAAACACCAAAGCUAAACUAAACUGGACAGAAGGUCAGACUACUGUAUAAGUGCUGUGUUUAGUCUGCAUUUAAGUGUAUUUUAAAUAUUUUUUUUCACACUUUUACAUGACCGAGUUGUCUUCUAACGCAUUUCCUAUUCCUUUUGGGCGCAGCAAUCUUUAUUGUACACCUACAGUACAGGCCAAAGGUUUGGACACACUUUCUCAUUCUAUAUGCUUUCUUUAUUUUCAUGACCAUGACCAUUUACAAAGGGGCCAACAAGUGCUUAACACCUUUGGGAACUUCUUCAAGACUUUUGGAAAACCAUUUCAAGUGACUACCUCUUGAAGCUCAUCAAGAGAAUGCCAAGAGUGUGCAAAAAACUAAUUAGAGCAAAGGGUGGCUAUUUUGAAGAAAAUAGAACAAAAAAACAUGUUUUCAGGUAUCUCACCUUUUUUGGUACAUAACUCCACACAUGUUCAUUCAUAGUUUUGAUGCCUUCAGUGAGAAUCUACCAAUGUAAAUGGUCAUGAAAAUAAUCAAAUCAGAAAUGCAAGUCAACUAAUUGUAGCUAUCGGGCUGAUAUCUAAAAGGAAUUUCUUUUCUUAACGUCCAAAGCAGUUCCGCCUAUGGACGGGGACUACUAAGUUACAAGCAAAGCCAGGUCGCUACGACCGGGAGCCUUGGCCUUCCAGAUCAGCCCAUCUUGUUGCAUCAUUAUUAAAACGCCUCUAAUUAUUAUUAAGAUGACAUUUUCUUUAUAAAACUCCCCAAAACAGCUUUCUGUUGGGGGUGAUGGCAGAAGAACAGUCUGCACUUAGCAUAAGAAAACGUGUUGCUGUUAAAUGAAACAGCCAAUCAUAAUAGAGCCCUUUUGGUCAGUUAUAGGCGAGAAAGACAAAGAUCUUCCUUGGACAUACUAUGAUUUAAAAUGAAGCUUCCAUGUCACAGCGGUCUGGCUCAACACGUAACAUUUCAACCAAUUUCAACCCUGGACAUGCGUUGGCUGCCACCGGAAAAUGGGAACAGCCAGCUGCCUGCUCUAGCAUCUGUUCUUGGGCAGGAGACAGAAGACGGGUAUCUGCUCAAGUUUCUUAUCCAGCCAGCAGCCCCACUAACAUGUGUGACCAAGCAUUUAAAUGACACAGCAUUUCCCCCAUUCAACCAGCAAAAUAAAAUAAAGAAAUAUAAAUUUGCUUACUGAUAAAAAAGAAGCAGAAACUGUUUGGAUGAUUUGUUAGUGCAGUCAAUAACCACAGCUUGCCCUCUGUGUCCAAAUAACUCCCUGAUCAACAUCCAAACACACGGAGGACACAACUAAAGUUCAGAAAGUCAAAAUGGCCAAACAUUUCUAAACGUGAGGCUGAUGCCUUUCCCUGGAGCUAGCUCUGAAUUCAGGUGGCUCUGGUGCUCAUUAAUUAUUCAGAACUAUAAGCAUGAAAUUCCACUUAAACAGAAGAAUUACAGAACACGUCACCCCCCUCAGAGUUGUCACACAUGUAAACUAGAUCUAUUAAACCUAAAAUGUUCUUUUGAACCAGGCUAUAAACCUGUUUAUUUCUGCUGUAAAAUUGGCAUUUUUAACAUAAUGAGGAUUUGCUCACUUCUGCUGCCAGCCCCCAGUGGAUGAGGAUGGAACUACAAUUUUAGCCACUCCUUCUUGGCCUCAAAAAAUGCUGACCAUAAUGGCCCAAUAAAUACACAAUUGAAAAAGUAAAAGGCUCGUUAUAUAUUUGUAUUGAAACUUAUACGUAUAAAACAUAAUGUUACCUCCCGUGCCAUGUGACUUUACGCGACCGCGGCUUGCAGGUCUGUUCUAUUUAACCGUUUUCUUUGACCAAGGAAGGACAAGUGCGAUAUUCUUGCCACGGGGGAAUUCGAGGCUGGGUGGCCUUUCAUUAAUCCUAAAAAGGGUUAUUUUAGCACAUACUGGCUCAAGAAAAGGAUUAAAAAAAUAUGUAAAAGUUGCAAAGUAUCCAUGUAAAGUGUAAACUGCACAUUCAUAAUACAAUAGAAUCUGUAAACCCUUUAUGUUUAAUUAGAAUGGAAGUUUUUGUUUAGAAUGAUUUUUUUUAUUCCAGUCUCAUUCUCUGUUUCAUCACUGUUGUAUGUUCUUGUUCAUGUUCAUGAGAUGUACUGUAAUAAUUUUUCAGUUUGGAAUUAAUAGGAUGUGUGAAUGCACUCAAAAUUAUGUUUAUGUUCGAUUUUUUAAUUGUUCAUAUAAUAAUGUCUUUUUGUUUAAAUUGAGUUUAAACGAUCAACAUUGUAGUUUUUAAUCUUAUUUUAUUUUUUUUACAAAAGGACAUAAAGUCUGUUGUAAACACCAAAGA
Molecule: messenger RNA, 3932 nt
Organism: Nothobranchius furzeri (turquoise killifish)
Lineage: Eukaryota; Metazoa; Chordata; Actinopteri; Cyprinodontiformes; Nothobranchiidae
Source: RefSeq, a predicted model, not a curated record